Austrofundulus limnaeus is the source of this 1710-nucleotide messenger RNA. It is a transcript of the gene atp6ap2, whose product is annotated as ATPase H+ transporting accessory protein 2. Gene Ontology annotation, cellular component: membrane; external side of plasma membrane. Gene Ontology annotation, molecular function: signaling receptor activity. Lineage: Eukaryota; Metazoa; Chordata; Actinopteri; Cyprinodontiformes; Rivulidae. The record is from RefSeq and is a predicted model, not a curated record. Gene Ontology annotation, biological process: positive regulation of Wnt signaling pathway.
CUGCUGUAGCAGAAGAUGUCGGUGACAAAUUGGGGAAGGAUGGAGGUUGCUGUUAACGUCGCGUUUGUUCUCUGCUUUUUUGUCACAACUGGUGUUCAUGGAGACAGCUUGACGGUGCUGCAGGCUCCAGAGUUUGUGGCAUUCCAGAAAGGUGACUGGCCUGUAUCUGGAGAGAACAUCCCAGACCUGGUUGCUCUAACAAUGGGCUUCUCUGUUCAAGAGGACUUGUCCUGGCCUGGACUUCAGGCCGGUCCGUUGUUCCAGCGACCCCGAGCUAAUGUGCUUGUGGCAGUGAGAGGAGUUAAUAACUUGUCCCUGCCUCAGAAUGUGGCCUCUUACCCCCUGGAAAAUCCAGUACCCUUCACCCUGGAUAGUGUUGCAGAGACUGUGCACUCUUUGUUUGCUGAGUACACCCCUGUGGUGCUGCAGCUGGCCCCCAGUGAGGAGCGACUUUAUAUGCUCGGGAAGGCUAAUGCUGUGUUUGAGGACCUGCCGGUCACCUUGCAGCAGAUCCGUGCCCGUCUGUCCCAGGAUGGCUCAGUGCUGACUUCUCUUCCCCUUAACUCUCUCAGCAGGAAUUCAGAGCUACAGAGGCACAGACAUUUGGCUAAGGAUUACUCCCCGGACCUGUACUCUCUGGAGCUGUCUGGCUUGGAGGAGCUGAGUCGACUUUAUGGCAAAGACUCUCCUCAGUACAACGACGCCACGGCUAUUCUCUCUUCUGUCCUUCAGAAGUUUGGUGAGGAUAUGUAUCGUCUUUAUGGGAACAGCGCUGUAGUGGAGGUUAUUACAGUGAAGACUUUUGAAGCCCCUUUAACUAGAAAGUCACGUUCGAUCCUGGAAUCCAAGCAGAUUAGUAACCCAGGCAGUCCUUACAACCUGGCUUACAAGUACAACUUUCAGUACGCCGUGAUCUUCAACAUUGUGCUGUGGCUGAUGAUCGCCCUGGCCCUCGCUGUCAUCGCCACCGCCUACAACCUGUGGAACAUGGACCCUGGAUAUGACAGCAUCAUCUACAGGAUGACCAAUCAGAAAAUCAGGAUGGACUAAGUCCUGACCAUCAGCACCCCUGUCGUCCCUUUGGAGCUCCUUUGUGAAUGUUUGUGUUUCAUGUGAGAUUGUGAAAAAAAAAAGUGCUGGUUUGAUGGGAGGAAGAGCACAAUACUCAGUCACCUUUCUGUUUACAGUGCUAACAUUAAAAGUUAGGGAUUUGAUAGUUUAAAAAAAGAAAUCAGCAUGAUAGUAGUGAUAUUUUAGCUUGUCUUUAAUAUUAUCCUUGGCUGUAUUUAAACUUCCUCCCUUCAACUACUCAGCAGACAUCAUUCCAUCCACCUUUUAACUCCUCACUAACUUUAUUUCCUCUGGUGAUUGCAGCUGUAUUUUUUGUUGUAAAAAUAUUAGAUGUGAUCUAAUGUCAUGAAAGAAUGUGAUUGGUCUGGUUUGUGUUUGUUCUGUUGUGCAAAAUAGUUUUAAGUUAAAUAAAAUCUAUCUUUAUAUAUUGAAUAUACAUAUAUGUUUCAGGAACUGCUGUAAUGUUAUUGUAAAAAGAUUGUGUCCAUGUUGUUUUUUGCUGUGCUUCUAAUUCAGAUAGAUACUUGCUGGAUUACAUAAACAAACUUGAAUAAAAUGUUUUGUUGUUAAAAUUGAAUAUGUGUUAAAUGAAGCUCUGUAAAUUGCAUUGAAUGGUUAAAAAUAAAUUAUGUGGAUCUA